UUGCCCUACAAGUUAUAUUCCAUCGUGUGUUAUCCGGUCAAAUGAAGCCUAUCUCCCUCUGGAUAUAGAUAUAAAUAAGAUAUUUGUGUGCAGGCCUGUGCUAAAAUCCCAACCAAACCUGGCCAAUGUCAUCGGAUUGAUAUGGUUGUCCAGUUGGGCCGGAAGUCGCAAUGUUUCAUUUCAAUUCACAGCCGCGGUAGUGUGAAUGUGCGAUAGGGCGCAGAAUUGCAGCCGACUCCGCUCAAAUCCUCCCCACGCCAUGGCCACCGCUCCGAGCAAAUGCUUUAUCGUCACCGGCCCUCCCGGGAUUGGAAAGACGACGCUGGUGAUGAGAGUUUUGGAGAGUCUCAAGACUUCUCACCCUCACCUCAAUAUCCGGGGCUUCUACACUCGGGAAGUCAGGGAGGCCUCUGAGAGGGUUGGGUUCGAGGUCGUCACGCUGGAUGGUAGACGCGGUACCCUCGCCUCGUCCACUGUCUUAAGUGCUGAAUCUUUCAGAUGGCCUAGUGUUGGAAAAUACAAAGUAGAUGUGGCGUCAUUUGAAUCUCUGGCAUUGCCUGAGUUGCAGGUCAAAGAGGGCACAGAUCUUUUCAUUAUUGAUGAAGUGGGUAAAAUGGAGUUGUUCAGUUCUUCAUUUUUCCCUGCUGUUCUGAAAAUUCUCGAAUCCAAUAUUCCAAUUCUGGCAUCCAUUCCUAUUCCAAAGUUUGGUCGUGACAUUCCUGGAGUUGCUAGAUGAUAUGAUAAAGAAGAUGGAGAGGGCAGAGGACAGGACUUUGGCAUGGAGAAAGUAGGCAAAGGUGUUAUUAGGUCAAACUUAUUAAGAAAAAGUGUUGCUGAACAAGUAAGAGAACGAGUGAAAAUGAGAAGAGCAAAAGAAUCUGGCAAUGAUCUGCUUGCUGCAUGGCCCUUGCCAAGGCUGGUAAUGAAGGUUGAUGGAGGUUUGUGGUCAAUAGCAUUUCUUUCCCUUUCCAUAUUUCUUCUCGCUUACUCACCCGUUCGUACUUCAUUGUGAAUGUUAGUGGUUAACAGUUGCAGAUGAUGUGAGGGAAUGGAAGCUUCUCCAAGAUGGCAAAAAUGCGGUACCAUCAUGGACAAUGGUGCUUGUUAAGGUGGGGCAUUUUUAAGGGCUGAGAAGGAACUAUAGGAAAGGUUAAUGUUGAAGAUCCAACAUUCAAAAAUUAAAUUUUCAGCAAAGGGCGAAAACGAUUUUCCCCCUCAUUGUGAAUUUGUAUUGAAAAAAUGGUACUAAAAAUAUUACAUGGGGUAGGGUGAAAAUUGACUUUUCCUCUAGCCAAAAAUUAGACUUUGAAAAGUGACUGAUUCUUAAAAUGGACAUUGUAAGUGACUUUUUUUUUUAAAACUUACCCAAAAGAAAUCUGUCAAGAGUUCAACAGAAAAUUAUAAAAGAACUAGUUUAAUUUUCAAAAUAAAAGAAGCAAAGCUCACAUAUUAUGAAAUAAACUGAAGGUGAAUAGAAAGCUAUUCUUGAAUGUUCAAU
Messenger RNA from Phoenix dactylifera (date palm), 1498 nucleotides. RefSeq lists its product as uncharacterized. Gene Ontology annotation, molecular function: ATP hydrolysis activity. Lineage: Eukaryota; Viridiplantae; Streptophyta; Magnoliopsida; Arecales; Arecaceae. The record is from RefSeq and is a predicted model, not a curated record.